UCGCCUCCCCUGCACUUUCCUCUCGCAUCGUCCGCCGCCGCCGUCGCCGUCGCAUCGUCCUCCCGGCGACUCCGAUGGCCGCCAGCAAGUGGGUCCGGCCCGAGGUGUACCCGCUGUUCGCGGCGACGGGCGUGGCCGUCGGAAUCUGCUUCUUCAGCCUCUUCCGCAACAUCACCGGCAACCCCGAAGUGAGGGUCAGCAAGGUUGGGAGGGCAGCUGGAGUGCUGGAGAACCACGAGGAGGGGAGGCGCUAUGCCGAGCACGGUCUCAGGGCCUUUGUGCAGAACAAGACCCCCGAGAUCAUGCCGGGAAUCAACAAGUUCUUCACCGACCCGAAAUGAAGCAUCCCAGUCUGGCUAUGAGUCUGGCUGGUCAAAAUGUUGUGCUUCUGUUAGUAACUGUUGUGGUCAAAUGUAAAACCCAAUUUGAGUAAUUUGGAGAUGUCAAAGUAACUCUUAUUGAAAGUAGAACCAUGAAUUGCUUGAUGGCUUUUCUAUGUAUGUGAGAUGGCUGAUGGCUUGAAAUAUGUGUUCUGUU
Messenger RNA from Lolium rigidum, 537 nucleotides. RefSeq lists its product as uncharacterized. Bases 75 to 341 code for a protein of 88 amino acids. The transcript is spliced from 3 exons. The record is from RefSeq and is a predicted model, not a curated record. Lineage: Eukaryota; Viridiplantae; Streptophyta; Magnoliopsida; Poales; Poaceae.